Synchiropus splendidus (mandarinfish) is the source of this 5607-nucleotide messenger RNA. RefSeq names its product protein diaphanous homolog 1 (gene diaph1). Gene Ontology annotation, cellular component: cytoplasm; actin filament. The transcript is spliced from 27 exons. Gene Ontology annotation, molecular function: microtubule binding; small GTPase binding; actin binding. Bases 594 to 4274 code for a protein of 1226 amino acids. The record is from RefSeq and is a predicted model, not a curated record. Gene Ontology annotation, biological process: actin cytoskeleton organization; actin filament polymerization. Lineage: Eukaryota; Metazoa; Chordata; Actinopteri; Syngnathiformes; Callionymidae.
GGAAGAGUCCGAGGGAGCUACCGUGUCGCUGCACCGCUGUCAUGCAGGAGUUAAAAAGUUGACUAAACUGGUAUCCGACAUGAAGACUUUCCAAAGCCGCAUCCGCGAACCGAAUCUUUGGUAACACCGCCUCGUUGUUCUUUGUUGCGGUGGCAACUUGUUGCGUGAGGAGUGGUUUUGUUUUGUUUUGCGACUUCACCUGAUGUAGCACGAUAAGCUAAAGCUAAUGUUAGCUCAGCCCAAACAUAUAUUGCCGGACUUUUAACGGCUUCGGCUAACUUCCAUCAUAUACGUCAGCAGAACUUUAAUAAUAGACUUCAUAUUCGUGUGAAAGAUUCGCAACAGGUUGUUUUCAACUUUGAUAGAGCGACUCGUCUGGACUCGGCUUUGAAUUUCCCUCCUCAGUAACAGACAGGCGGCUUAGCGAGGAGUUCGCUCCCUGCGCUUAUGCGCUGCUAAUUGCGGCUAGUUCGCUAAAAAUAGCCAAGGCCCUUGGGGGAUUGGGAUUGAGCCUUUUAGUUAGCUAAAAUCAGAUGACAUAAAUCCACCCUCACUGGUCGGUUUUUGACAAGAUAAGGUGAACAUACAAAAACAUGGAUCCGUAUACGGGACAAUCCGCUUCAGCUGGUGGACCCAAGAAGGAGAAGAAGUCCAAGAAGAACUAUGACGAUGGAGAUGGGAAAAAGAAAUUUACAUUGAAACGGCUGAUUCCCGAUGAGUUUGAGCGUUUUACCAGCAUGAGGAUGAAAAAGGACAAGGAGAAGCUGGGUCACCUUCAAGGCCAACGUCACUCUUCAGCUGCCAACUAUGAGAUCAACACUCAAAGUGCCAUGCUGCAUGACCACUCCGAUGAAUAUGUCUUGGACCUCUUUGAACAGAUGCUGCUGGAUAUGAACCUCAAUGAGGAGAAACAACAGCCCUUACGAGAGAAAGACAUCAUGAUCAAGCGAGAGAUGGUCUCCCAGUACCUCCAUACAUCGAAAGCUGGACAGAACCAGAAGGAAAGCUCCAAAUCAGCAAUGAUGUAUAUCCAGGAGUUAAAGUCAGACUACAGAGACACACAACUUCUCAGCUGUUUAGAAUCUCUACGGGUCUCUCUCAACAACAAUCCAGUCAGUUGGGUGCAGAAUUUUGGUGAUGAAGGUCUGGCUCUUCUUUUGAACCUGCUGAGGCGAUUACAAGAGGACAAAGAGGAGUACCCAAUUACUGGCGUGAAAUGUCAGCAUGAGAUAAUUCGCUGUCUGAAAGCCUUCAUGAACAACAAGUAUGGUCUGAAAUCAAUGCUGGAGUCAGAUGAGGGGAUUCCUCUGCUGGUCAGAGCCAUCAACCCGAAUGUUCCUCAUAUGAUGGUUGAUGCUGUGAAGCUUCUCUCUGCCAUAUCCAUUUUAGACCACCCUGAUAACCUUCAUGAGCGUGUUUUGGAGGCAAUCACAGAGGAGGCUGAGAAACGUGAUAUUGAGAGAUUUCAACCUCUUCUAGCUGGAAUGAACAAUCACAGUAUUGCUCUCAAGGGUGGUUGCAUGACCCUUAUUAAUGCCUUGAUCAGCCGGGGAGAGGAACUGGACUUCAGAAUUCAUAUUCGUUCAGAACUUCUGAGACUGGGACUUCGGGAGCAGCUGAAGGAGGUGCGAUUGAUAGAAAAUGAGGAGCUGAAGGUGCAACUCAGUGUUUUUGAUGAGCAAGCAGAAGAUGACUCUGAUGAUCUAAAAGGCCGUCUUGAUGAUGUGCGCAUUGAGAUGGAUGAUGUGAGGGAAGUAUUUGAUAUCUUGGUCAACACGGUGAAGGACUCUAAAGCUGAGCAGCACUUCUUAUCCCUGAUGCAGCAUCUCCUGCUGAUCCGCAACGACUAUUUGGCCAGGCCACAGUACUACAAAGUGAUAGAUGAGUGCAUUGCUCAGAUUGUGCUUCACAAGAAUGGAGCUGACCCGGACUUCAAGUGCCGUAACCUCAACUUUGACAUUGAGGGCUUAAUAGACAACAUGGUGGACAAGACCAAGGUGGAAGCGAGUGAAGCUAAGGCCGUUGAGCUUGAGAAAAAGUUGGACACAGAGUUGACCGCACGUCAUGAGUUGCAAGUGGAGAUGAAGAAGCUAGAAGGUGACUAUGAGCAGAAGCUGGAGGUUUUGAGCAAUGAAAAGGAAAAUCUGGCCACCGCCAAGCAGGACAGAGAAAAGGAGAACCAGGAUCUGCAACAAAAGCUCAGCAAUCUGCAGCAACAGCUGGAGAAGAUGUCAAAAGAUCUGGAAGAGGCCAAGAAUAAAGUCGUCACAGUAACUGUUCAGGCGCCUGCUCCACCUUCUUUGCCCAACCAGAAUGCUGGCAUACCUCCUCCUCCACCCCUUCCUGGUCAAGUGGGUAUACCAGGACCACCUCCACCUCCUCCUUUACCUGGCAUGCCAGGACCGCCGCCACCGCCACCCUUGCCAGGUAUGGGAAUACCACCUCCUUCACCCUUGACUGGCAUGGGAAUACCACCACCACCGCCACUACCUGGGAUGGGAAUAGCACCACCACCACCACCAUUGCCUGGUAUGGGAAUACCACCCCCACCUCCUCUGCCAGGAAUGGGAAUACCACCCCCACCUCCUCUCCCAGGGAUGGGAAUACCUCCACCACCACCCCCUCCUGGCGGUCCUGCCAUUCCCCCUCCACCGCCUGGCCCUGGCAUGCCCCCACCACCUCCAUUUGGUAUGGGUGGUUGGGGUGUGCAAGCACCACCACAACUUCCAUUUGGCCUUCAACCUAAGAAGGAGUACAAACCAGAAGUCCAGUUGAAGAGAGCCAACUGGAGUAAGAUUGGGCCAGAAGACCUUUCCCAGAACAGUUUUUGGACCAAGGCGAAGGAAGAUAAAUUUGAAAACAACGAGCUCUUUGCCAAACUCACCUUGACCUUCUCCUCGCAGACUAAGACCAAGAAGGAACAGGAUGGUCAAAAUGAAAAUAAACAAGUGCAGAAAAAGAAGGCAAGGGAGCUGAAGGUCCUUGACUCAAAGGUCUCACAAAAUCUCUCAAUUUUUCUGGGAUCCUUCCGUGUCCCGUAUGAAGAGAUUAAGAAUGCCGUCCUGGAGGUCAAUGAGAAAGUAGUGACAGAAUCAGUGGUUCAGAACCUGAUCAAGCAAAUGCCAGAACCAAGUGACUUAGAUCGGCUUGCAUACCUGAAGGACGAGUAUGAUGACUUGGCUGAGUCUGAGCAGUUCGGAGUUGUGAUGUCCUCAGUGAAGCGUUUGAAGCCCCGUCUCGAUGCAAUCCUCUUCAAACUGCAGUUUGAGGAGCAGUUGAAUAACAUCAAGCCAGAUGUGGUGUCUGUCACAGCUGCUUGUGAGGAGCUCAGAAAAAGCCAGUCCUUCACAAAACUUCUUGAAAUCAUCCUCCUGGUUGGAAACUAUAUGAAUGCUGGGUCACGCAAUGGGAAGUCAUUCGGCUUCCCGAUAUCAUACUUAUGCAAGUUACGGGACACAAAGUCGGCUGAUCUCAAGCUGACUCUUCUUCACUUCCUUGUUGAGGUGUGCCAAGAACAGUAUCCUGAUAUCAUGAGCUUUCCAGAUGAGCUCAUCCAUGUGGAAAAGGCCAGCAGAGUAUCGGCAGAGACAAUUCAGAAGAACCUGGAGCAGAUGGGUCGUCAAAUCAAGAACCUUGAGAAGCAACUUGAAACCUUCCCUCCUCCGCAGAGUGACAAAGAUCUGUUUGUGGAGAAGAUGUCGAAUUUUGUGACAGUCUCUCAGGAGCAGUAUGAGAAGCUGGAUUUGCUGCACAAGAAUAUGGAGAAACAAUAUGUAGAACUGGGAGAAUAUUUUGUCUUUGACCCCAGAAAGGUCGCAGUGGAGGAGUUCUUUGGUGAUCUCAAUAAUUUUAGGACCAUGUUUCAGCAAGCGGUGAAGGAUAAUCAGAAGCGCAAAGAGGCAGAGGAGAAAAUCAAGAGAGCCAAGUUGGCCAGAGAAAAGGCAGAGAGGGAGAAGGAGGAGAAACUUAAGCGGAAUCAGCUGCUCGAUAUCAACACAGAGGGUGACGAGACCGGCAUCAUGGAUGGCCUUUUGGAAGCGCUGCAAUCUGGUGCUGCCUUCAGGAGAAAGCGAGGUCCCCGCCAAGCAGCCAACCACAGACGAGCUGGUCAUGCAGUGACCAACAUCCUCGCCAAAGAGCUGAUGCAGGAGGACACGCUGGCGACCUCCAAGUUGCCCUUUAAGAAGAGCAAGUUGGACGAGAAGGAGCCGGCGCUGGAAGGAGCUGACUCUUUAGAGGAGCUGCUGGACGCCGGCCCAUCACGCUCAAGUUAGGCUCAGAUUUGUUUUAUCACAGGGCACGUCGUCAAUCCAGGGACCAAUGUCUGAGAUAAGUCUUAGACCCGUCGUCGUUGAUGGACCUUGUUUUAGCUUACAGUUGACUGAGACACUGGAAGGUGAUGGGCAGCGGAGGAAGGAGGCGGGGUCUGGAAUGCUUCCUUCAGUCGCAACAUUCACUUUCUCAGUAAACCCUAAAGCACAUGGGGGUCCACUAUACAGUUCUUAAUAUGAUUUCUGAUUUGGUUGAACAUAGCACAUUUUUGUUUAUGACCACUUGCGCGUUUUCACUUUGUUUUUUUUUUGUUGUUUUUUUUUCAUGAAUGAUGGGAAUUUCUGUUCUUAGAUUUGUUUUGGAAAGAAGUGCCAAAUGGGAGGAAUCACACGCACCUCACAUGGGUUUAGUUUUACUGUCUGUUCCAGGGUUUUGAUUUCCUGUAACUGCUGAGCUUCACAGUAGAAGAGCGUUGCGUAAAAAGCUAAAUGUACGGAUGCAUACUUUCAAUUUUCCAUUUGCAUGCCUGUGUCUACGAAGCUGUACGUGCUGCCAUCCGUGCUUUAUGUUUGGUUUCAUGAACAUGACUGUGGUCUUUCUGCUGCGGAGUUACACACUGGAACACUGCCCGAAGAACUGCUGAGACCAGCUCAGGUCAGCUGUGCCACACAGUACUUCAUGAAGCAAUAAUCGCCACCGACAAAGCACCGAUGACUCAGAUCUGACCAACCUUCAGCUGCAGAUUCACUCGUCAGAAUUCUGUCUGUGGAGGAAGUGUCACUUGCAGAUAUUGUGUCCUGCAGCUCUUUAUUUAAACCAGAAACUUGCGUUGAUCAAAAGCAUUCCAACUGAGUAAACAGAUUCCAGCAUCACGGUAAUGAAUGUUUUCUAAUUUGAGUUCAGUUAUAAUUAUUUUUAAGAUCAUUCUUUUUCUAUGCGAAUUUUUAUGGUUGAUAUUUUUUUUUCCUUUUUUAUGUAUUUCAUUUCUUCUUGUAAAAUGCACAUUAUGACUCUGUUUGUACACAGAUCUAUUAAAAUGUCCUCAGUAGUUCCAUGUGAUUUCGAGUCAUUACUGUGCAUGUGUUCAGAUGUCCUCAUGUUGUGUUCGUCGCCCGCAGACCAUGUAAGCAGGGAAAAGACGGGUGCAGAUUUCACCACAUUCCACCAAGCGGUGACUUAACCACUGCUGAAGAAUGAAUAAACAGUGGAAGAAGUUAUUUUCACAGAUGCAUUCCAUGGUUUGCUGUGGCUCCAGGGCCCCCAGAUAUUUUCCAAAAUUGACUCCAACAUGAUCCUUCACAAGAGGUAAGAGUGCGUGAGAGAGCGAGCGAGAGA